UCGUUCGCGAUGACCCCACCAAGACACCUUGACAUCGAUCAUCUCUAAACCCCAUCCCGAUGGCGACCGGUAUUUUACGCCUGCACCAAUGCCCACCUCCACUCCCUCACCGCACCGCUUCCUAGUACCCCAACCUCGCUCUACGGCAAAGCCAGGUCCCAAACCGUCCUCUAACCUCUGCCACGUUGUCUCAACGCAAACACCGGAACGACAUCGAACAAAAAGUGAAGAUACACCAGCACCGAAUCCACAGCGACUUACGGCUACCAGGCGCUUUGUGCUCACCCCAAAGGCUGCGUCGCGUGGCACAACGGCGCAAUGGGAAAGGGAAGCAGGUCUGGCUGCGCCAAAAGCGAAACCGCGGCCAACACUUCAAAGCCAUGACAGCAUAGACGAGACUUCCGAAGGCAGUCCAUCCACUUCUCAAAAUUCCCAAUUGCUACUGGAUACUGGGCCACCGCCACAUCUCGAUGAGACCGCUGAUGAUGAAGACGAAGAACUUCUAUUUCGUCCUCAACACUAUGAGCAGCACAACAAGCGUCGUCGCCUCUCUCCUAAACCGUCAACUCCAGCACCGCCCCACCGCUUUCUCGUCCCUUGCCAGUAUCCUACAACUUCACCCUCAAUAUCGACUACUCCAGGACCCGUCCCCUCACGCUCGCAUUUCCUCCUCCCCGCGCAUCCUCCCUCGCCUGCAAAACCUAGCGCACCUUUGCCGGAGACUUUUUCACCGUCGCGAAAAGGGAACAAGUUUAUUCCAGGAGGGUUGGCGUCGACGCUCCAGUCUUGGAUUAUCGAGACGGCGAAUGCGGGGUAUCAGACACAGACUAAGGAUACCGUUGUCUGGGGCAGGGAGAAAGAGGAUGGGGUGAAGCUUAGGGUUCGCAUAGAAGAGGUCAUGUUUGGGAAGGAUGGGUUAAGGGGUCGUGGGACUGAUGAAGGGGUUGAUUGUUUCCCUGGUGGGGUGGUUUUUGUGAAAGGAGGUACCAACAUUGGAACGGACUGUUCGUUGCAAUCACCUGCAGUGGAAGAUUGCAGAAGGGUGAGGGUGCUGCUUGCAGGCAAUGGAGGUGCCAGCAGGUCUAAGCGGGUGAGGUUGCAUGCGAGGGACAUAGUAGGCAUUCGAGCACCGUUGUGGGAAGUUGAUGUUGGGAAUAAGAAGUGGAUGGUAGGCGUGGACUGGGCUAUUUUAUGAUGAACGAGAAUUACGAUCACAUGAAAUGAGGAGCUGUAAUAGCUCCAUGCUGAGAGGAUGUAAAGCAAUUGGAUCUCCAAAUUCGAUAUAGUACCAAUAUAGAUUCGCCAAU
Westerdykella ornata is the source of this 1307-nucleotide messenger RNA. RefSeq lists its product as uncharacterized. Lineage: Eukaryota; Fungi; Ascomycota; Dothideomycetes; Pleosporales; Sporormiaceae. The record is from RefSeq and is a predicted model, not a curated record. The transcript has a single exon. Bases 89 to 1195 code for a protein of 368 amino acids.